CUGCCUGCAUCUCAACUACAUUCGUGCGUAGGCUUCUGGAGAUUUUGUUCCUCACUAUGCGCGCUGAUUAAGCUACACGGUACUUUCGUCCUUUGCCAACGUCGCCCUAGGGCUCUCCGUUCGCGUACCCAAGCGCGACCGAAAACAAACAACUGAAGCUCCUCACUUCGCGACCUGGAUAUAGCGUCACUCGUUUGCACCACUCGCGGAUCCUCCUAGACAUACCAUAUACAUCUUAGUUCUCGUCAAAUAUGGCUUUCAGCUUUAGCAAUACUGGCGGUGGAGAGAAGAAGACCGGUACCUUGUUUGGCAGCACCACAGCACCCGCUUCGGGUACAUUCGCUCAAUCGCAGACCAACGCGACAGGAACUGGCCUCUUUGGUUCGACGGCUGCCCCCCAGAACAACAGCAACAGUCUGUUCGGAUCCACACAGCCUCAGCAGAGCACCGGUCUCUUUGGUCAAACCCAGCAGCAAAAUGCUGGUUCGAGCCUCUUCGGACAGCCACAGCCGCAGCAACAACAACAAAAUGCUGGCUUCAGUUUGUUUAGCCAGCCGCAGCAGCAACAGCAGCAGCAAGGGCAACAACAACAGCAACAGACAAACAUGAGCAAUAGUCUCUUUGGAGGCUCGUUCCAGCCUGCGCCCAUCCUGAACAAUGCUCAGGCGCAAAGUAUCCAACAACAGCGAGAAGGCCUUCCUCAACUACGGCAGUCAUCCGCACAGCCUUUCGCUGGCUCCACCAUGGCAGGUCAAAGGGAGAAAUCGGUCGUCGAGCAGAUACGGAUCCUGAAUAACAAGUGGGACCCUGAGAACCCCGAAUGCGUCUUCCAGUACUACUUCUACAACUCGGUCAAGCCCGAAGAGGCGCCUUUUUACGGGCCGUCGCAGGGCGAGGAUGAGAGGAAAUGGGAAGAAGCUCUGUCAAAGAAGCCAAGCCCGGGCGCCAUUCCUGUGCUUGCGCGCGGUUUUGAACAAGUUGGAGAGCGCAUACGACAACAAGCCGUCGCCGUGACAGCGCUACGAACCCGUCUACAUGAGAUCAACAAUAGCCUGUCGUUACUAAAGGACGCACACGAGCUGACAGUAGCGUCGCGCAUCACCGAAGCGAAGCGGAAACACAUCGUCUUCACCCAACGAACACUAGCCCUUGCGACAAAGGUACAAAUCUUGCGAAACCGAGGCUACGUCAUGGACCCUCAGGAGGAAGACCUGAAGAAGAAUCUCAUUGAGCUUGAGAAGCAAACCUUUGAUCCCGUCUUGGGAGGGCGACAAGAGGAGAUUUGGGCGCGUAUGUCCGGCGUGCGCGAGCGUGCACGGAUACUACAGGAGGAGACUGAGAAGAUGGGCAGGACCAUUGAUCAGCAGCAAAACGGCGAGCUUCUCUCGGAAGAAGACCAAAAGGCGCUGGAGAAGCUCCUCAAAGACUACGACCGACAACUCGAGCACCUCAAGAAAUGGGUCGACGAUACAAAGGAAGAAUACGACGAGUGGGAGACGACAAAGCAGUCAAGGCCACUCAAGCGGUAAAGGGAAUAUAUUCCAUAUUGCGCCGUUGGGCAUGUACGAUGCAGGAUGAUGAUUGUCAUAUUGGCCAAAGAAAUACAUUGAGCAUUGUGAGAGAUACUAAGUAGUUAUGGAUUUGCACUCUUAGAGAGCUCCUCAUAAUUUUAAGCGUUGCAAGUCAUGCAGCUGUUUCUGCGCUCCAACGGAGACAUUUCCCGGAACUU
Pyrenophora tritici-repentis Pt-1C-BFP is the source of this 1729-nucleotide messenger RNA. RefSeq lists its product as uncharacterized. Gene Ontology annotation, biological process: nuclear pore organization; protein localization to nuclear inner membrane; NLS-bearing protein import into nucleus. The record is from RefSeq and is a predicted model, not a curated record. Gene Ontology annotation, molecular function: structural constituent of nuclear pore. Gene Ontology annotation, cellular component: nuclear pore central transport channel; nuclear pore. NCBI's taxonomy places the organism in Eukaryota, Fungi, Ascomycota, Dothideomycetes, Pleosporales, Pleosporaceae.